AUGACUGAUAAUCAAAUUUUUUUAGAAUUUGAAAAUUAUGAUUUUGAAAAUGAUGUUACUUUUCAGUCAGGUUUACCUUCAAUUCUUAAUUCAUAUCAAGGCAAGCCAAAAGAAGAAAUAAAUAUUCUCAAAGAAAAGGCUAAAUGGUUUUAUUAUUCAAAAGUAAUUCAAGAAUUUGAUUACAAUGAUUAUUUAGUGUGGAAAACGAAUUUAAACAAAUCAGCAUCAUCCCAUCUUGAAGGUAAUCAAAGUAAUAUUAAGUCAUCGUCUGUUGUGUUGUCAACCGAUUCCCAAGAGAUUUCAACAAAAGAUGAACGACCUGAGCAAGCUACAACGGAUAAUCCGCAAUAUCCUCAAUCAUUCCAACAAGUAGUUGAAAUGUUAGCUACGGGACAACAGAUACCAGGAAUCAAGCAAAUUCCCAAUGAGCUAAACAAGGGAACCCCAUCGAAUCCCACUUUUAAACCACGCCCAAAACCAUGGGAGAAAAAGCAUAUGAAUAAUGAGUCUAAAUAA
Funneliformis geosporum is the source of this 516-nucleotide messenger RNA. Lineage: Eukaryota; Fungi; Glomeromycota; Glomeromycetes; Glomerales; Glomeraceae. The record is from the annotation of a GenBank genome assembly.